AUGUUGGACCCGUUACCAACAUUCAGUGGAAAACUGACCGAAAAUGUGCCCAAGUGGCUGAAAGAUAUUACGAACGAAUUAAAUCUGGUGAAGUUCGACGAUAGCCAAAAACUGGGGAUUAUUCAAACAUAUUUGGUUGAUGAUGCAAGAAAAUGGUUCACCAAUAACAUGAGAACAUUAGAGACAUGGUCAGAAUUCAAUGAAGCAAUUGAGAAAACGUACUCAUCGACGUUUGCAAAAGAAGUAGCCAUUAGUCAACUAGGACAGCGUCGUCAAGGCUUAGAUGAGACUGUCAUGCACUAUUACAACGACAUGAUGGAAUUAUUUGAGGUUAUGGAUGAUCGAAUGAGCGACUCAUUAAAGGUCAGCUAUUUAAAAAGUGGGCUGAAAUUGUCAUUGAAGAAGGAAGUGCGAAGGAAAAAUCCCCCAACACCAUCUGAGUUCAUCAAAGCGGCUCAAGAAGAAGAAAGCCUUGAUUACUCCAUGGCCGCAUCAAUGCACAACAUGGAAAUUCAAAACAAUGAGACAAAAAGAAUAACAACCACGACAAUGAUAAAUUCAACACUAAUACACCAAAACUAUCAUUAUACGUCCUACCCGCAGCAUCAAUUUCAAAACGAUGGCAAAAAUUAUUACGCAAGGACGACAUCAUCGAUCAAACAGCAUCUACCAUAUCAGUAUCAACAACAACUAUGCUACAAAUGCAACAAGAGUGGUCAUUUUGCUCGUGACUGGUUUCUGCCGAAGAAAUCGGUGUUGCUACAACUUCAUGCUUUUUCCUGA
This is a messenger RNA of Didymodactylos carnosus, 783 nucleotides long. NCBI's taxonomy places the organism in Eukaryota, Metazoa, Rotifera, Eurotatoria, Philodinida, Philodinidae. The record is from the annotation of a GenBank genome assembly.